GACAGGUAUGAGACAGGUUGGACUGCACUAGUGAAAGAAGGAUUUGUAAAGCUGAGGACAUGUGUUUUGGAAGCUGUGCUAGAUGUAUUGGUUAUAAGUUGCUCAUCCUUGCCUUGCUCAGCAUCGUGGCCAACAUUUUACUUUAUUUUCCCAAUGGUGAAACAAGAUUUGCUUCAGAGCAUCACCUCGGCAAAUAUGUGGAGUGCCUUCAUGGCAUUCUAGGUGGAGGCUUUUUGGUGCUCAUUCCAGCUGCAGUAUUCAUUGGACUUCACAAUGAUGACUGUUGUGGGUGCUUUGGCCAUGAGGCCUGUGGGAAAAGCUGUGCGAUGCUGUCCUCAGUUCUGGCAGCCUUUGUUGGGAUCCUUGGUUCUGGAUACUGUAUAAUCAUUUCAGCAUUGGGCUUGUCUCAAGGACCAUAUUGUUUUACUCACCUAGAGAGAAACUGGAUCUAUCCUUUCAGUGAAUCCUCUGGAGGGUACUUGUUUGAGUAUAACAAGUGGUCUAAAUGUCAAGAACCUCAAAACAUCGUGCAGUGGAAUGUCACCCUCUUUUCCAUCCUCCUUGUCUUGGGAGGAAUAGAGUUCAUUCUGUGCUUCAUACAGAUAAUCAAUGGCAUUCUUGGAGGACUAUGUGGGUUGUGCUGCAGUCAUGAGGAGACAUACGUUUGCUAG
Molecule: messenger RNA, 671 nt
Organism: Haliaeetus leucocephalus (bald eagle)
Lineage: Eukaryota; Metazoa; Chordata; Aves; Accipitriformes; Accipitridae
Gene: TM4SF1
Product: transmembrane 4 L six family member 1
Exons: 5
Coding region: 60-671 (203 amino acids)
Cellular component (GO): membrane
Source: RefSeq, a predicted model, not a curated record